Messenger RNA from Caenorhabditis bovis, 1170 nucleotides. The record is from the annotation of a GenBank genome assembly. Lineage: Eukaryota; Metazoa; Nematoda; Chromadorea; Rhabditida; Rhabditidae.
AUGACGUACGAGACGAUUUCGGUUCGCAUGAACCGUUCGGAUCGCAACAUUCGAUGGGGAUUUUCCGUAAGACAACAAGCCGAUGGGCUCAUCAUCGAUAGGGUUGAACCGGAUUCGCUUUCCGACAAAGCCGGAGUCAAACACAAUGAUAAAGUGGAGCAGAUCAAUGGAAGAAGCACCCGUGGUCUUGACGCGAAUACCGCAAAUCGAAUGAUCGAUGAUUCGUUCAACGAGGUUCGACUUUCUCUUCAAAGAUUUGUCACAUCUCACACCUGCCUUCCAUGGACUUUGAGUGAGAAGGACAACAAAAUGGUUGUCGAAGAGAUCAAACCAGGAUUCGGAAGUGGAUUCGGUGGAACUACCCAUUUCAAUCAGAACAGCAACUUCCAUAGCCAAAAUCAGUAUCAACACCAGCAACAACAACAAUACCAACCAACUUAUGGUGGAGGUCAUAGCCCAAGUGGCUUCGGUGCUCAUAACGGCUAUUCUCAAUCGAAUCAACACCAUCAACAAAGCAAUCAUUCCUCAUUCCAUGAGAAGGUCGUCCCUGUGCAACGGGCUCCGUUCACGAGCAAUUAUUCGAAUGGCAAUCAACACGUUUCAUCGACAACUAAUUACAUUAGUCCACCGCGUGAAAACUACAAUUCCACUCCGGCAGCGUUCGGAAAUAGUAACGGAUAUUCUGGAAAUCGACUUUCGCCGGCUCCUCCAACAUCCUACAGCUACAACAAUGGAGCAACGCUGCAAUCGUAUGGAAAUGGAGCUGGAGGAACUCCACUCAACCAAAUGACAUUUAUUAGCACCUCGCCAACCCCUGGAUCUUAUGGGCAUGGUGCAGCUGGUGGGCUUUCGCCAGGCAAAUCCCUCUAUCAUUCGCCAAGCACCAGAACUCGCAAUGACUUAUCACCAGGAGCAUCGGUUCACCAUCUUCAAUACAACUCUCCAAUGAAUUUGUAUUCUUCACAAGCUUGUGCUGAGCAAUAUGCGAUGCAAACUGGCCAACAACUUGACGGUCAAAUUCCUCAAGGCAAGACUCCGGCAUAUUUGACAUCUGAAACGAAAAAAUUGAUCGAGGAGGAAGCACGCGGUAGAUCAACACGUGGAAAGUCGCCGUCAAGCCAAAGCUCGUGUUUCAAGAGAAUUGCUCAUGCCGUUGGAGCAGACGCUUGA